Cladophialophora carrionii CBS 160.54 is the source of this 4788-nucleotide messenger RNA. RefSeq lists its product as uncharacterized. Gene Ontology annotation, cellular component: transcription export complex 2; cytoplasm; nucleus. The record is from RefSeq and is a predicted model, not a curated record. The transcript is spliced from 7 exons. NCBI's taxonomy places the organism in Eukaryota, Fungi, Ascomycota, Eurotiomycetes, Chaetothyriales, Herpotrichiellaceae. The coding region runs from base 1 to 4788 and encodes 1595 amino acids. Gene Ontology annotation, biological process: mRNA export from nucleus.
AUGUCGACGCCGCAGGCCACCCGCGGCCAACGCGGUGGCAGCUCGACCAGAGGAGCACGAGGGACGUCGAGCUCGACUGCUCGAGGUCGCGGUAAUGCUCGAGAAACCACCAACCCCCGCGGAAGAGGCAGGGGCGCCGCCACGGCUCGCGCAAAUGGGAAUGCGAGGGACGCAAGCCCCGCUGGUGAAGGUCUUUUGCAACGCAUCCGGAAUGAUCUCAAGAGAGGAGCGGACACUGAGACAACUGGGCGAGGAAGAGGGCGCGGAGCCGGCAGGGCAACACCUUCGACACCCAGCCAGCGAGGACGUGGUCGUGGGUUUGCGAACAAUUCGAAGACGUUCAAUGCCCCAAACUCGCAGCCGUCGACGUCUGGGUCCCGAAGAGGGUCUCCGGCACCCGCGAGGGACCGAAACCUCAUGAACACCAAAUAUGCCGAAUUUCAGACGCUCAAGCAAAGCCGCGAAGAGGAACGUGCAAAAGCAAUCCGUGAUGGAUUUUUGGCAGAUCCGGAGAAGAAGACAAGCCUGGAUAAAGCCAUCACCCCGGUCGGCACCUGCACGGAUAUGUGUCCGCGAUUUGAAAGAGUGGAGCGCAUUGUCCAGAACAUGGUCGACAGGGCGGAGAAGGAGCGCGAUGAUGAAGACGGGAAGGACUGGCCUGCGGAAGAUCGCAUGGUCAAACGAUUUCGUCGCUCUGCUGCGGGCUACGACGAGCAAUUGCCCUCGGAUAUCCGGACGCCGGAGACUCUCAAGCGGACACUGGAUUACCUCUUUGACAAGGUGAUUGGUGGUGCCGAACGACUGGCCACGGUACAAAAGUUUGUUUGGGAUCGAACUCGAGGAAUCCGGAACGACUUCUCCAUCCAACAAGUCACCAAUGCUGCGGAUGUCAAGCUUGCCGUUGAGUGCUACGAGCGAAUCGCCCGUUUCCAUGUUCUCUCCCUGCACCAGCUGUCGAAUCCCGACAACCUCCUAGAAGGAGAGCACUUCGACGCCUUUCAAGAGAGAGAGCAGCUCAACAAUACACUGCUGUCUCUGAUGUACUACUACGACGACCAUCGAGACCGCGUCAACUUUCCCAACGAAGCAGAGUUUAGGGCAUAUCUCGUCAUCUUUGAGAUCGUAUCUCAGACGCCGAACUUGGAAGACCGUAUGCAGUCGUGGCCGGCCAGCAUUCUCAACGACCAAAGAGUGAAGACGGCAUUGAAGCUCUAUGCCGCUGCAGGAAACACCACGCUGCCUCUUGGGCCUCUACAACCCUUGGCGACUGCUGCCAUCGCGCAGGGCAAUGGAGGGAGCUUUUGGAAUGUCCUUGCCUCGAGAUCUGUGCCGUAUAUCAUGGCGUGUCUCGCUGAGAUGUACUUCGCCGAGGUCCGAUUUGCGGCUUUGGACGCUCUGUGGCGAUCACUCAAGCAGUCACCUCUGGGUCAACAAGCACGAUCCAGGGAGUGGAGCCUCAACGACGUGACGGACUUCCUGGGGUUUGACUCGGAAGACCAAACCAGGGAAUUCUGCGAGGCUUUUGACUUGUCCUUCGCCACUGACGAGAAUGGAGGGGGAUACCUGGACCUCCGGGCCAACUCUGCUAUGUCUUUGGACAAGUCAUCGACACCCGGACAGCAGGUCUUUUCCCACAAGUACGUCGAAAAGAAGAGAUACCGCCGGACCUUUACCGCCGUGGUCAACGGUGUGACCGUGGCUGACGCGAUCCGGUCGGGCGCGAUCGAAUCCGAUGAAGGAGAAGAUGGACGAGCCGAAUACGACCCUGAAGACGACGCCGAGAGCAUGUUCGUCGCCGACGACCAGCCCGCCCCGUCUCCCGCGAAUUCUUCAAAGCCCGGCUUUUCGCUUGAUCCGACCGCCUCGGUCUUCACACCAGCAUCUGGGAACACUACAGCCUCGUCGACCUUUGGAAAGCCAGCAACGGCGUCACCCUUUGGCACGUCGACGGUAUCUGCAGGCUUUGGGAGUACAAGCAAUACUACGUCAGACCGAGCUACAACGGCAUCGACGUUUGGAAAGCCUUCCAAUUCCGGCGGCUUUGGGUUUUCCACGACAGCUACGCCAUCCGGGUUCCUGUCAAGCUUUAACAAGCCAGCUGAUUCUGGCGCUUUCGGCUCUAGUGCCACGAGCUCUCCGUUUGGACUGACGACAACGUUUGGAAAUUCGACAAUCCUACAGCCACAGUCAGCAACCUCGACGUCUGAUGUUUUUGGCUUACCUACAGCCUCCAUAUCUACGGAAUCAACCGCAGCGGGCUUUGCGUCGUCCACAAUUCCCUCCGGUUGGAACUUUGGGCAGUCCGCUUCUGCAUCCCAGCCUCAGCAACCUGCCGCACCCGCUUUCGGGACAAACUUGGGAUCGACGACAACGGCGCCUCCCUCUUUAUCAUCGGGGAGUAAUUUUCAACCUCUCUUCGGCCAGCAACCCGCGACACAGGGGUCAAUACUCCCCGCGCCAGCAACACACGAAGAAAAUAAACCUGAGACGUCCGUAUUUACACCACCGGCCUGGCUCACAUCUCAAUCACCACCAGCUCAGCCAGCUUUGGGUGCAGGCCCCUCAUUACCAUCCAUCACUGAACCAUCACAAGAAUCCACUCCCACGUCCACUGGAUUUGGCAAGACUUCUCUCAAACCAUUCUUCGAUUCGAAAAAAGAUCUCCAGCCUUCCCUUGAUACCACUUCCCCACAACAGCACUUUGCAAAGCCGCCAUUAGCACCAACCCCGGCCUCACCUCAACCUCCGCGCAGCACAACUCCUCCACAUUCUCCCCGCCAAACCCCAGCCCAGCCUGUCUUUACCCCAGCUGACCGUCACCGACUCGCUGCGAAUGUGGCCCGUGUUGGAUUCACUCAGCCAAACGGCCUCCUUCACAGUUUCCUGGAGUUCGCCCUGCGGGAAGUGUUGACGACCGCCUUUAGACAGCACCAACAGGAGCUACGUGAUGCAGCCAUUGCAUCUAUCCGUGGACGUAUCCUUGCACGAAAAUUCGGCCACCUCUGGCGACAACGAGCGUGGAACAAUAGCCUCAAUCGACGCGCGAAGAACAGACGCCAACUCUUUGCAGAGACAAUCAGAGCUGAACAAGCAAGAAAGCAAAGAAGUGAUGAAGAGCUGGAGGAGAUCCUGAAGGCAGCUCAAGAGUCCAGACGGCUUCAAAAGGAAGUUGAAGAGGCCGUCAAAAUGCAGAAGGAACCUUCUACGAUGCCGAACGGUGGUGAAGUGGUCAAGGUUGCUGGACAAAAGCGCAAGAGCUUCUCUGGUCAAGACCUGAGAGCCAGCACCGUAGCAUCGGCCAACGGAGCAACCUCCGUCUCCGGUCACAAGAGGUCGAAGACGAUGAGCACCUCGGCGCAUUCGAGUCCAACAGCGGGUGGUGGCGCGCCGUCUGGUGCUAGCCUUCGUUCGUCCACCUCCAGGCCACCUCAACAUGUCUCGAUCUUCUCUCGUGCCUCAACCCUGGGACGAUCGACCAGCAACUCAGACUUGCGCAAAUCAGCGUCGUCUUACAAGCUGGAUGCCACACGCACCGACUAUUUCAGGCUCAAGGCUAUGGGUCUUGAUCCGGAUACGCCAAUCGUACCGGAUACGAAAGAGACACUGGCAUUCCGUCGACGAAGAGAGGCCGAAGAAAGACAAGCAAGCAUUAACAGAGCCAAUCGUCGCCUCCGAACCUCAACCUCGGAUCAGAGUCCGCCGACGGCGAUGCCACCGCCACCACUGCCACGUGCUCAAACAACCGAGACUCAACAGACACCGCGGACGAGACCUCCUCCUGCUCCUACCUCUGUCGAAGACGACUUUCUUAAGCAGAUCCGAGAGGCACGAGAGGCAAUGGCUGAGCAGACCGAAUGGUUUAAGCAGCAAGCUGUCACUUUGGAGAAAGAGAUCGCCCAGGACGAUGAGUUCCGAAAAAGCCAGAGCAGUCUUGAUGCUGGCAGUCCUGUGUCGUCAAGUGGUCUGGCCAAAGUCAAUGGAUUCGAAUACCUUCCGGCGGAUACAAAGCCUGGCUUUACAUUGUCAAGGACUGAAUUACGCAUCCGCCAGACUGGUGCUCAUGGGCUAGCCACUAAACCUCUACGCUCGACGGCGGACUACGUCGCCGUGGCCAUGUCCAAGAAAAGUGCGCUCAAUUACAGUGGCGGAUCACAUUCCAGUCCUGGAAGGAAACGGCCGCACAACGAUGUGGAAUCCUCGGAUGAGAUUUCGAGUGCCCACAAGGCUGCCCUCCACGCUUUGAAGCGUCCUCGGGCUGCAUCUCAUCAUAUCCAGGUGGCCACACCUCAAAAGCCAAAGCCGACGGCUCGAAAAAGUGGCGGAAAUCCAUAUCAGUUGUUGCAGACCGUCGAUUCCGACGAGGAAGAAGUAGAAGACCUGUCUGGGAACGACGGUGAUACGGCAGAGUCAUACGACGAGGAAGAAGAACUCCAUGGACAACCUGGAUCCCACCCUCGCCGCUUCGAGCCCAAUGGCAACCACGCGGACGACGAGGACGAGGAGGAACUAGACGAAGAUGAACUCGACGAAGAGGACGAAAAUGAGGAAUCCUACCUCGUCGAAGAAGGCUACGAGGAUGAGGAUGAGGAUGGGGAUGAGGAUGAGGAUGAAGAAGAAUUGGAUGAGGAAGACGAGGGCUACCGGUAUCCGGCACGAUAUUUACAGGGUGAUCAGCAUGAGUACGAAGAUGCAGCCACACCGGCUUCGAACCCCCAGAUCAGUCGAGCGGCCAGUAGUGCGCCGGGCGCGAGUGUGGACGACGCCUUCGUCAUUGAUGAUAGUGAUUGA